AUGCCGCUCCCUUCUUCCUCCUCCUCCGCCGCCGCCGUCGCGGCCGGGCCGGCGGCGUCCCCGCUCGCCGCCCGAAGCCGGGACCGCCUCCUCCGCGCGCGCUCGGGCCACGCCGCCGUGGUGAGGUGCCAGAGGGUCGAUCCUGUGAGGCUGAGGGCGGUCAAUGGAUCACCCCCCUGCGUUCCGCUGUCCGACAGGUCGCCGUGGACCCCUGCGACGAUGCCGAUCUUCGGGGACGCAAACAUCAGGAAGGACGACACCAGGCUGCGCAUCUUCUCAGGAACGGCAAAUCCCUCGCUCGCCCAGGAAAUAGCAAGCUACAUGGGUCUAGAACUUGGGAAGAUCAACAUAAAAAGGUUUGCUGAUGGCGAAAUAUAUGUUCAGUUACAAGAAAGUGUAAGGGGCUGCGAUGUGUUCCUUGUGCAACCAUCAUGCCCUCCAGCAAACGAGAAUCUCAUGGAGCUACUCAUCAUGAUUGAUGCAUGUAGAAGAGCAUCUGCUAAGAAUAUUACUGCAGUCAUCCCUUAUUUCGGUUAUGCCAGGGCUGACAGGAAGUCUCAAGGUCGUGAAUCUAUAGCUGCAAAACUUGUAGCUAAUAUGAUUACUGAAGCUGGUGCAAACCGUGUCCUUGUUUGUGAUCUUCAUUCAAGUCAGGCCAUGGGAUAUUUUGACAUCCCAGUAGAUCAUGUUUAUGGCCAGCCGGUGAUUCUUGAUUACCUCGCCAGCAAGACAAUUAGUUCAAAUGACCUGGUGGUGGUGUCGCCCGAUGUUGGAGGUGUUGCAAGGGCACGCGCUUUUGCCAAAAAGCUAUCAGAUGCACCUCUAGCGAUUGUAGAUAAAAGAAGGCAUGGACACAACGUUGCUGAGGUAAUGAAUCUUAUUGGAGAUGUUAGAGGAAAAGUGGCUGUUAUGAUGGAUGAUAUGAUUGAUACGGCAGGAACUAUUGCCAAAGGAGCUGAGCUGCUGCAUCAAGAAGGAGCAAGAGAAGUAUAUGCAUGUUGUACACAUGCUGUUUUUAGCCCACCAGCCAUCGAAAGAUUAUCAAGUGGUUUGUUUCAAGAAGUAAUCAUCACGAACACUAUCCCUUUGAAGGAGGAGAAGAAUUUCCCGCAGCUGACCAUCCUUUCAGUCGCGAACCUUCUAGGCGAGACUAUCUGGCGUGUUCAUGACGAUUGCUCGGUUGGCCAUGCGCCAUACUCCACCUUGGAUAUCGACUGA
This is a messenger RNA of Triticum turgidum subsp. durum (durum wheat), 1218 nucleotides long. The record is from the annotation of a GenBank genome assembly. NCBI's taxonomy places the organism in Eukaryota, Viridiplantae, Streptophyta, Magnoliopsida, Poales, Poaceae.